CCACCACCGAGUCCAACCCCGUUCAGCUCCCUCACCACCAUCAACCCAUCCCCCUACCAUCCUCCACUGCUAUCCCACCACCAUGGUCGACAUCACCGACCCUUCAGACUGGACCCCAACCCUCCUCCCCGCCCUCUCCUCCCUCGACUCCUCCCUCCGCUGCCAAAUCUGCAAAGACUUCUUCACAGCCCCCCUAAUAACAACAUGCUCGCACACCUUUUGUUCUUUGUGUAUCCGAAGAUGUCUCGCGAGCGAACAGAUAUGCCCGACGUGUAGGAGUCCGGAGCAGGAGAUGCGGUUGAGGAGGAAUGUGGUUGUUGCCGAGAUUGUGGAGGUUUGGGGAAAAGAGAGGCAAGAAUUGCUGGAUCUCGCACGGAAAGAUCGGACACCACCACACUCCACCACCAUCCCCCCACCAACCCCAAACGACAUCUACGACCUCUCAUCCUCCCCACCCCCUCCCUCCCGCCGCCAACCCCGUCGCGCCGCAGCCCCACAACCACAACCAGAACCACCAACGUCGGACCCCAGUUUAGUCCCCUGUCCAGUCUGCUCCCGACCAAAAAAAGAAGCAGAAAUGAACGCACAUCUCGAUCGAUGUCUAAGUGGCCGCACAUCGCCUCCUCCUCCGCCUCGUCGUCGGUCAUCACCCGCACCACCUCCACCUCAACCCCAGCCCUCACCACGCGUCGACGAAGGCCGGAUGACUCGAAAUCGCACGAACGGCACAAGUAUGGCACCCACAGACAUGAAACGCCUCCCGAAACUAAACUACGCCCUGCACACCGAAUCCAAACUCCGCACUCACCUCUCAACCCUAUCCAUCCCAACCCACGGCCCAAAACCCCUUCUCCAACGUCGACAUGCAGAAUGGGUCUCGUUAUGGAACGCGAAUUUGGACGCGUUACACCCUAAACCAAAACGCGAACUACUACGAGAGUUGGGGGAGUGGGAACGCACCAUGGCUGCUGGAGAGGUGAGGGGGUUGGACGGCAUUGUCGGGAAGGGGAAGGGGAAGGGGAGGGAGGUGGAUUUGGAGGGGUGGGGGAGGAGGCAUGAGGAUGAUUUCAAGGAUCUCAUUGCGAAGGCGAGGGGGGCGGGGAAGAAGCGGAAGAGGGAGGAGGAGGAUGCAGAGACUAAGGCGGAGGAGGGUGGGGGUGAGAAGGUUGUGAAGAUUGCCGAUGCUGAGGAUGUUAAGGAGGAUCCAGAUGUGGAUGAUGACGUGGAGAGUAUCGUCGAGAGUAUCGUGAACAGCGUCGUCGAUGACAGCUCCGACGACGACAUUGACGAUAAUUCCGAAGGUGAAGAUAAUGUCGACUCGCGCGAAGCCAUGGAGAUCCAAGAAUUCAGGGGACCGAAUGAUGAUCAAGUAUGAUGGACAUCUGCUGUUGGAUAGGGCUUGAGUCAGAUGGGGUUUGUUUUAGGUCAAGCAUUUACAAGCCGGCGCUGUUGGUGUUUUUCGGGUAUUUAUGUUUGUGUUUGGCGAAUGGCAGCGAGGGACUAAACGAAGGUGAAAAUCAUUGCAUUCUAUUCACAUAGCAUUCAUACAAAAAAGGACACCUUUCCAACCUCCACGUUCGCAGACAUCCACAGUCACGGUCUACGCAGUAGGAG
This is a messenger RNA of Saitoella complicata NRRL Y-17804, 1614 nucleotides long. RefSeq names its product DNA repair protein rad18. The record is from RefSeq and is a predicted model, not a curated record. Gene Ontology annotation, cellular component: nucleus; Rad6-Rad18 complex. The transcript is spliced from 2 exons. Gene Ontology annotation, biological process: protein monoubiquitination; DNA damage tolerance. Bases 83 to 1375 code for a protein of 430 amino acids. Gene Ontology annotation, molecular function: single-stranded DNA binding; ubiquitin protein ligase activity. NCBI's taxonomy places the organism in Eukaryota, Fungi, Ascomycota, Saitoellomycetes, Saitoellales, Saitoellaceae.